AUGCAACACUUAAGACAAACUCUUAUCCUUCAAAUUCGACAUCAACUUAAUGAAACCUGGCCUUUACGUAUUGAAACUUUAACCAAUUUUCUUAAUGAAUUGCAAGACCAAAUACUCAAAAAAAAUACUCAAAGUUCCCCCCGACCUAGAAAGCGAAGUGUUCCUAAUAAUAAUGAUUUUCUUUCCGAUAUACCUGAUAAAUCCUCUAACAAUCUUUUAUAUAUUCCAAUAAUAAUUCGUGAUGGUCAGUCUCGAAUUAAAAAUGAAUGUUUUCAAUUACUCCAAGAAUGCGAUCGUGUACGUGUUUUAGUCAAUUUACAAUUUCCGAAAAUAUCGUCCAAUGAGAUUUCAUCUUUAGAAGAUGUUUUAUCAGAACUAUCACAGGCUCAAAGUACUUGUACAAUAAUUAGAGCCUCAAUAUCUAAGUAUGCUAGAACAAGAGCCAAAGUCAUUGGUAAGGGAGGUGGAGAAGAAAGAUGGGUAGCUGUCCAAGAAAUAGAUGAAGAGGCAAUAUUUUUAAUUUUUCAUUAUUCUACGCAGUUACGAAACAUUUAUGUUGUAUUAUAUACCCUGGUGCAGCGAUAUCGGUCAUUAUUGUGCUUGUAA
Molecule: messenger RNA, 606 nt
Organism: Pneumocystis murina B123
Lineage: Eukaryota; Fungi; Ascomycota; Pneumocystomycetes; Pneumocystales; Pneumocystaceae
Exons: 3
Coding region: 1-606 (201 amino acids)
Cellular component (GO): proteasome activator complex
Source: RefSeq, a predicted model, not a curated record